AUGCGAAACGCAAGUAGAGUUGAGGAUCCCCGAGUAAACAAGAUAGACUUUGAAGAGGUUGGAGUUGAGUUAGUGAAGGGUCAACAUUUAACUCCUCAAUUCAAAGAAAUAAAUCCUAUGGGAAAAGUGCCAGCGAUUGUAGUUGAUGGAAAAUUCAAGCUUUUUGAGAGUCAUGCAAUCCUAAUUUUCCUUGCUUCUGCAUUUCCUGGAGUUGCUGAUCACUGUGUUUUUCAAUUUGAUGCUUCUUCAGCUGGGUUUGUUCAGAAUACUGUGCUAGCACCUGUAUUUGGGCGACCUCUGAAUCCACAAGCAGCUGCUGAGGCCGAGAAAGUUCUAUCCUCAUCCCUCUCAAAGAUAGAGGCUAUGUGGCUUAAAGAGAGUGGCCGGUUCUUGCUAGGCAGCAGUCAACCGUCUAUAGCCGACCUAAGCCUUGUCUGUGAGAUAAUGCAACUAGAGUUUGUGGAUGAAACGGAUCGCACUCGCAUACUUGGUCCAUACAAGAAGGUUCAGCAGUGGGUUGAGGAUACCAAAAAUGCAACAAAGCCCCACUUUGAUGAAGUGCAUCAAACCCUCUUUGGAGCCGUAGCUAAACUACAGAAGCAACCAGUAGUCGAGUAA
This is a messenger RNA of Dovyalis caffra, 618 nucleotides long. The record is from the annotation of a GenBank genome assembly. NCBI's taxonomy places the organism in Eukaryota, Viridiplantae, Streptophyta, Magnoliopsida, Malpighiales, Salicaceae.